AUGUCUAAGGGAACAGCAGUCGGCAUCGAUCUCGGGACCACCUACUCCUGCGUGGGUGUGUUCCAGCAUGGCAAAGUUGAAAUCAUUGCCAACGACCAGGGCAACAGGACCACUCCAAGCUACGUUGCCUUCACUGACUCUGAGAGGCUCAUCGGUGAUGCCGCCAAGAAUCAGGUUGCCAUGAACCCCUGCAACACAGUUUUCGGUAAGUUUGUUCUGCAAAGGUGGUUAUUGGUAAUGUCAACAAAGUUUGUAAAGGUGUGUGUGUUUUAAUUAUGGUUAACUUUGACUAUAUAACUUGGUUCACUUGCAUACAGUUGAUUCCUGACAUUCGUAGUUUCCACUAGAGGUUUUAUAACCAAAGAUGGUUCUAGUAUCUUCCUUGGAUGUCUGAGUGAGAAACCAAAGGUCAAUUGGUAUGAUUGAAGUAUGUCUAUAAUGCAAUCAUUUUAAUACUUUUUAUUUGUGUAUUCCAGAUGCUAAGCGUUUGAUUGGCAGAAGGUUUGAGGACACCGUGGUUCAGUCCGACAUGAAGCACUGGCCUUUCAACGUCAUCAGCGACAGCGGACGCCCCAAAGUGGAGGUUGAAUACAAAGGCGAGACCAAGAGCUUCUACCCCGAGGAAAUCUCCUCCAUGGUGUUGGUCAAGAUGAAGGAGAUUGCAGAGGCCUACCUCGGGAAGGUGAGUUUGAAAUGCAUUGCCCACUGGGCACAAACUGGUUAAAUCAACGUUGUUUCAACGUAAUUUGUCAAUGUAUUGUGAUGUGGCAUCUACGUGGAAAAACAUUGGAUUUGAAAGAAGUCAUCAACGUAAACUUUUGAGGGUGAAAUUUCAACCACAGGAUUAUGGUAACCAAUUUUCAAAUAGACAAACCUUGUAUAAAAUAUGUUGAAUUUGUACCUUUGAAACAAUUUCAGAUGUUCAACAUUAUAUCCACUAUCAGAAAUAAACAGUAGGCUGGGCAGCAUCUCCUACUGGAGAGUUAAUCUAUCUACAGUGCCAGUCAAAAGUUUGGACACCUACUCAUUCAAGGGUUUUUCUUUAUUUUCUACUAUUUUCUACAUUGUAGAAUAAUAGUGAAGACAUCAAAACUAUGAAAGAACACAUAUGGAAUCAUGUAGUAACCCAAAAAUUGUUAAACCAAUCAAAAUAUAUUUUAGAUUCUUCGAAGUAGCCACCCUUUGCCUUGAUGACAGCUUUGCACACACUUGGCAUUCUCUCAACCAGCUUAACCUGGAAUGCUUUUCCAACAGUCUUGAAGGAGUUCCCACAUAUGCUGAGCACUUGUUGGCUGCUUUUCCUUCACUCUGCAGUCCAACUCAUCCCAAACCAUCUCAAUUGGGUUGAGGUUGGGUGAUUGUGGAGGCCAGGUCAUCUGAUGCAGCACUCCAUCACUCUCCUUAUUGGUCAAAUAGCCCUUACACAGCCUGGAGGUGUGUUGGGUCAUUGUCCUGUUGAAAAACAAAUGAUAGUCCCACUAAGCGCAAACCAGAUGGGAUGGCGUAUCGCUGCAGAAUGCUGUGGUAGCCAUGCUGGUUAAUUGUGCCUUGAAUUCUAAAUAAAUCACAGACAGUGUCACCAGCAAAGCACCAUCACACCUCCUCCUCCAUGCUUCAUGGUGAGAACCACACAUGCAGAGAUCAUCCGUUCACCUACUCUGCGUCUUCCAAAGACACAGUGGUUGGAACCAAAAAUCUCCUAAUUUGGACUCAUCAGACCAAAGGACAGAUUUCCACUGGUCUAAUGUCCAUUGCUCGUGUUUCUUGGCCCAAGCAAGUCUCAUCUUCUUAUUGGUGUCCUUUAGUAGUGGUUUCUUUGCAGCAAUUCGACCAUGAAGGCCUGAUUCAUGCAGUCUCCUCUGAACAGUUGAUGUUGAGAUGUAUCUGUUACUUGAACUCUGUGAAGCAUUUAUUUGUGCUGCAAUCUGAGGUGCAGUUAAAGGCUGAUAACUCUAAUGAACUUAUCUUCUGCAGCAGAGGUACAGUUGAAGUCUGAAAUUUACAUACACUUACAAACAAUAGUACGCAAGUAUAAACACCAUGGGACCACGCAGCCGUCAUACCGCUCAGGAAGGAGAUGCGUUGUCUCCUAGAGAUGAACGUGCUUUGGCGCGAAAAGUGCAAAUCAAUCCCAGAACAACAGCAAAGGACCUUGUGAAGAUGCUGGAGGAAACAGGUACAAAAUUAUCUAUAUCCACAGUAAAACGAGUCCUAUAUCGACAUAACCUGAGAGGCCGCUCAGCAAGGAAGAAGCCACUGCUCCAAAACCGCCAUAAAAAAGCCAGACUACGGUUUGCAACUGCACAUGGGGACAAAGAUCGUACUUUUUUGAGAAAUGUCCUCUGGUCUGAUGAAACAAAAAUAGAACUGUUUGGCCAUAAUGACCAUCGUCAUGUUUGGAGGAAAAAGGUGGGGCUUGCAAGCCGAAGAACACCAUCCCAACCGUGAAGCACGGGGGUGACAGCAUCAUGCUAUGGGGGUGCUUUGCUGCAGGAGGGACUGGUGCACUUCACAAAAUAGAUGGCAUCAUGAGGAAGGACAAUUAUGUGGAUAUAUUGAAGCAACAUCUCAAGACAUCAGUCAGGAUGUUAAAGCUUGGUCGCAAAUGGGUCUUCCAAAUGGACAAGGACCCCAAGCAAACUUCCAAAGUUGUGGCAAAAUGGCUUAAGGACAACAAAGUCAAGGUAUUGGGGUGGACAUCGACAAAGCCCUGACCUCAAUCCUAUAGAAAAUGUGUGGGCAUAACUGAAAAAGCGUGUGCGAGCAAGGAGGCCUACGAACCUGACUCAGUUACACCAGCUCUGUCAGGAGGAAUGGGCCAAAAUUCACCCAACUUAUUGUGGGAAGCUUGUGGGAGGCUACCCAAAACGUUUGACCCAAGUUAAAGAAUUUAAAGGCAAUGCUACCAAAUACUAAUUGAGUGUAUGUAAACUUCUGACCCACUGGGAACGUGAUGAAAUAAAUAAAAGCUGAAAUAAAUAAUUCUCUCUACUAUUAUUCUGACAUUUCACAUUCUUAAAAUAAUGUGGUGAUCCUAAAUGACCUGAAACAGGGAAUUUUUACUAGGAUUAAAUGUCAGGAAUUGUGAAAAAGUGAGUUUAAAUGUAUUUGGCUAAGGUGUAUGUAAACUUCCGACUUCUUCAACUGUAACUCUGGGUCUUCCUUUCCUGUAGCGGUCCUCAUGAGAGCCAGUUUCAUCAUAGCGGUUGAUGGUUUUGCGACUGCACUUGAAGAAACUUUCAAAGUUCUUGACAUUUUCCAGAUUAACUGACCUUCAUGUCUUAAAGUAAUGAUGGACUGUUAACUUUUAACAAGGCACACCUGUUAAUUGAAAUGCAUUCCAGGUGACUACCUCAUGAAGCUGGUUGAGAGAAUGCCAAGAGUGUGCAAAGCUGUCAUCAGGGCAAAGGGUGACUGCUUUGAAGAAUCUUCUACAAUGUAGAAAAUAGUAAAAAUAAAGAAAAACCCUUGAAUGAGUAGGUGUGUCCAAACACUUGACUGGUACUGUGUAUAUAUACAGUAUAUAUAUAUUUGUUAUCAUUAAUACAUAUAAUUAAUAUGUUGGAUUCACGUCUCCAUCUCAACCAAAAAGAUAAAGAAUAGGACUAAAUCAAAUCAAACUUUAAAUGCAUUUUAAAUAAAGUGUGAUUUGAUUUAGUCCUAUUCCUUUACAAGCUGUAAUUAAAGCCAGACUGUCAGUGGCACAAAAUAUACAUCUCCUUCAAAUGUUGAUAUUUGGUUGCAUUGACAACCAAACACAAUUCAAUAUCACUUUUGCAAUACAGUAAAUAGCCUAUUAACUUGUCGACAAGUUAACAAAUGAUAUGUUGGAUUUCACGUCUCCAACUAAAUCAAAAAUACAAGUUAAAGAAUAGGAUUAAGCCAGUGGUUCAGAUGAAACUAUCCAAGCAUUAUAUAUCUCUUUUAAAUGUUGAUAUUUGGUUGCGUUGUCAACCAAACACAAUUCAAUAUUACUUUUGUAAUACAGUAAAUAGCUAAAAGUUAAGGCUAUUUUACAAAGUAAUAUAACAGUAUUUAUUCAACCUUAAAUGAGUAACACAUCCAUGGCCACAUUUUGAGGUUACUGUAACUGUAAAUGUCUUCUUAUGUAAUCAUAGAAAGUGUGCAUGUUCAACAUAGCAUGCAAAGGUUGCAGGUCUGUGGAAAUCUUUAUAAUUGCUAUAAUAAUCUGCGCAGAAUCUCGAUCAGCAUUGAUCACUUGUAAUCUCAAUUGCAAUCCAGGUAAUUUGGUUGUGCUAUUAUAUGAAGCAUAGUGAUAACACAUUUUAAGUUGUUGUAUAAAUACAAAAUAUAUGACAUUGUGUUCCCAUUUGAACUUUUAAAUGGUUGAAAGCGCAGUGAUGAAACAUUUAGAUGACAACUAAACUAAAAAUCAUACAUUGUUUUUCUAUUGGAAUUUGGUUAUGCUUUACGGCUGUUUACACAGGCAUACCAAUUCUGGUAUUCUUUCACUAAUUUGACUUUUGACCAAAAUAUCUGAUGUUAAAAGAUCUGAUGUGAUUGGUCAAAAGACCAAUUAGUGAAAAAAUAUCCAAAUUGGGCUGCCUGUGUAAACGCAGCCUUAGAUGGUUGAAAGCAUAGUGAUAACACAUUGGGAUUUCAACAAACUUCUGGCUGUCGUUUUUGAGUGGGUGAAUAAAGGUUGAAAUCUCAUUGAUCGACAUCUCAUCCAAAUAUUACCAACAUUUCAACGUUGAAAUGAUGUGGUGUGCCCAGUGGGUGCAGUCUAUUUCAGAGUAUUAUUUACAGUAAGUCUAUUCAUUCCCACCUUAAUUUUUUUUCACCCUCUUUUAAUGCAGACGGUAUCAAAUGCUGUUGUAACAGUGCCAGCUUACUUCAAUGACUCUCAGCGCCAAGCAACCAAAGAUGCUGGAACAAUCUCUGGUCUGAACGUUCUGCGAAUAAUCAAUGAGCCAACUGCUGCCGCUAUUGCUUAUGGCUUGGACAAGAAGGUGAGACCCAUAUAUUUUAGAGGUCAGGUGAAGGUCUAGUUAUGGUUUAUUGAAAUAAUAAUUAUCCUUUAAAAUAAUUUGUGUUAUUUUCAAUUAGAAUUGAUGGGGACAAACUAGAUUUAAUGCGCUAUGAUGAAGUUUAUUCCUACCAUUCAUAGUUUCCACCAGAGGUUGAAAAACCAAAGAUGGCCCAACACCUUCCUUGGAUGUCGGAGUGAAUACAUCAAGGCUAGGGUCAAUACGAAUUGAAGGCAGUCAAUUCAGGAAGUGAUUUUCAUUUAAAAUUCAAAAAUGGAAACUUUUGCAAUAAAUAGAUUCUACUCCUCAGUCAUUGAAAAUAGAUGACUUUUUUUGGUUUAAUUGUUAUUGAAGUUUUAAAUGACCCCAGCACUGGAAUGCAUAGUCAUGUGUCAUAUGGUUUCUAGUUUGUUUUUAUAAAUUCAAAUACUGAACAUUCUCUUCUGUUUCAGGUCGGUGCUGAAAGGAACGUCCUUAUCUUUGAUCUGGGUGGUGGCACCUUUGACGUGUCCAUCCUGACCAUCGAGGAUGGCAUCUUUGAGGUCAAGUCCACUGCUGGAGACACCCAUCUGGGUGGAGAAGACUUUGACAACCGCAUGGUCAACCACUUCAUCGCAGAGUUCAAGCGCAAGUACAAGAAAGACAUCAGCGACAACAAGAGGGCUGUUCGCCGUCUCCGCACCGCCUGUGAGAGGGCAAAGCGCACCCUGUCCUCCAGCACCCAGGCCAGCAUCGAGAUCGACUCUUUGUACGAGGGAAUCGACUUCUACACCUCCAUCACCCGGGCUCGCUUUGAGGAACUCAACGCAGACCUUUUCCGUGGCACCCUGGACCCAGUGGAGAAGUCCCUCCGCGACGCCAAGAUGGACAAAGCCCAGGUACACGACAUCGUUCUGGUCGGAGGCUCCACUCGUAUCCCCAAGAUCCAGAAACUGCUCCAAGAUUUCUUCAAUGGCAAAGAGCUCAACAAGAGCAUCAACCCCGACGAGGCUGUGGCCUAUGGCGCAGGUGGGUCACUGAUCAGCUUGUGUUCGCUCUGUGGCCAAUGUGCUGCUAUAACUAGCCCUAACUCAAUAGUUUCGCUGUGAUGAAGUUUUUUUCUGCCAUUCGUAGUUUCCACCAGAGGUCAAAAGACCAAAGAUGGCCCAAAACCUUCCUUGGAUGUCUGAGCGACAAUGGCACUGUGAGUCUAAAGUAAUGUUUUUCCAUGUGUCUAACCUCUCCAUUCUCAUUUUCAGCUGUCCAGGCAGCCAUACUCUCAGGUGACAAGUCUGAGAAUGUCCAGGACCUGCUUCUGCUGGACGUCACACCCCUGUCCCUGGGUAUUGAGACCGCUGGAGGUGUCAUGACCAUCCUGAUCAAACGUAACACCACCAUCCCAACUAAGCAAACCCAGACCUUCACCACCUACUCAGACAACCAGCCUGGUGUGCUCAUUCAGGUGAGAAAGGGCAUGCAUGAAAUGUCCAUUUCAGGGCAAUGUUUCAUCUGCCACUCUCUGUGAUGAAGUUUACUCCUGCUAUUUGUAGUUUCUACCAGAGGUUGAAAGACCAAAGAUGGCCCAAUACUUUCCUUGGAUGUCUGAGCGACUAUUUAGUGAAAUGUACUUCUCAUUUGAAGACCAUGUAUGUUUUGCUAAUAUUGACUGUAUCCUCCAGGUGUACGAGGGUGAGAGGGCCAUGACCAAGGACAACAACCUGUUGGGCAAGUUUGAGCUGACUGGAAUCCCCCCUGCACCUCGCGGUGUUCCUCAGAUUGAGGUCACCUUCGACAUUGACGCAAACGGCAUCCUCAAUGUCUCUGCCGUUGAUAAGAGCACUGGCAAGGAGAAUAAGAUCACCAUCACCAACGACAAAGGUAAACAACAGAAUAAAAUGUGACCAAAGUGAAAUUUGAUUACAUUAUGCCCACUUGGAUAGUGAGUGUAUCCUUAACUUAACACUGUUUUUUUUUUUUUGUCUGACUAGGUCGUCUGAGUAAGGAGGACAUUGAGCGCAUGGUCCAGGAGGCUGAGAAGUACAAGUGUGAGGAUGAUGUGCAGCGUGACAAGGUCUCCUCUAAGAACUCACUAGAGUCCUACUCUUUCAACAUGAAAUCCACCGUGGAGGACGAGAAACUGCAGGGCAAGAUCAGCGAAGAGGACAAGACCAAGAUUCUGGACAAGUGCAAUGAGAUCAUUGCCUGGCUGGAUAAGAACCAGGUACAGAAUAUUGAUGUGCCCAUCAUUCAUUUAAAACCAAGUUAUUAGCCUCCUGUAGCUCAGUCGAUAGAACAUGGUGCUUGCAACGCCAGGGUUGUGGGUUCGAUUCCCACGGGGGGCCAGUAUGAAAAAUGUAUGCACUCACUAACUGUAAGUCGCUCUGGAUAAGAGCGUCUGCUAAAUGACUAAAAUGUAAAUGUAAAAUGUAAAUUAGCCAUAACGUGUCAAGAAGGGAAAGAAAUCAAUCAAUCUUAACCUGUAUAUUUUUGUUUCCCAGACUGCGGAGAAGGAAGAGUAUGAGCACCAGCAACAGGAGCUGGAGAAGGUGUGCAACCCCAUCAUCACCAAGCUGUACCAGAGUGCCGGUGGUAUGCCAGGUGGUAUGCCCGGUGGAAUGCCCGGAGGCUUCCCAGGUGCUGGCGGUGCCGGUGCUGCUCCUGGAGGUGGUGGAUCCUCAGGCCCCACCAUCGAGGAAGUCGAUUAA
Coregonus sp. 'balchen' is the source of this 7675-nucleotide messenger RNA. The record is from the annotation of a GenBank genome assembly. NCBI's taxonomy places the organism in Eukaryota, Metazoa, Chordata, Actinopteri, Salmoniformes, Salmonidae.